Musca vetustissima is the source of this 1974-nucleotide messenger RNA. RefSeq names its product FAST kinase domain-containing protein 5, mitochondrial-like. The transcript is spliced from 5 exons. NCBI's taxonomy places the organism in Eukaryota, Metazoa, Arthropoda, Insecta, Diptera, Muscidae. The record is from RefSeq and is a predicted model, not a curated record. The coding region runs from base 1 to 1974 and encodes 657 amino acids.
AUGGUUGUUAUACAAUUGCGCGCUCACAAAAUCGAAAAACAACCACCACACGCCGUUAUUUGGUGUGUAGGUAAAUGCUGUACAACAACAAAACUAUGGAAACCACUAACCACCACCAGGUGUUUACAUUUGGUGCCUUCCAACUUUGCCAAAAUUUAUAUGGACCGGGAGAAUCUGCAUGCCCAUCAGGUGCUGGAGGAAUCAUUGAAACCAUAUCAAAUAUUUGCCACCGAUGUGAGAUUACAUCCCGAUGUCAGCUCCAUUGAACUUCAAGAAAUUGUAAAAUGUUUGCCGGAAAAUGCCAGUACCAGUGAAGUUUUCGCACAAUUCCAAAGGGUAUGUGAAUACUGCCAUAACACCAAUAGCCUAAUAUCGAAUAACGCAUUUACGGCAUUUGUCCAACAAUUCUGUGAUCGAAUCCAUUUGCUUAGCGAUGAAGAGCUGAGAGGAUCGCUAAAAGCAUUAACCCUACUGCCACAAGAGGAAAAUGUUCGAGUACAAAAUUUUGUGGAGCUGUGGAAUAUUUUGGACAUUGAAUGUUGUCGUCGCAUAGAAAAGUGGUCCACGGAUGAGUUGUUGUUGGUCUGUGAUGCAUGGUAUUCGUUGAAUUUGGCACGGAUAUGUGAAUAUGUUUGGGAGGCAUUGCGUAAACUUGGUCGCAAGGUUAUAAAGAUGCAACCCUCCCAAUUGGUGCAGACAAUGUUCUUCUGUAAUAUCAUGCGUCGCACGGUGUUCGAUAUGUUUGAUUUUGAAGUUAAUUUGGCCAAGUGUGCCAAGGAUAUGACACUGGGAGAGUUGGGUGUUAUGUCAAUGGGGUUCUUUAAGACACAGACGCCCAUACGGAAUCCUGAGCUCAUAAAUUAUAUUUAUGAAAGAUUAAUGCAGGAAUUGGAUACGGUGGAUGAGAUCACCUUUGUUGCAAUUCUUAAGGUUCUGCGUUACAGUUCCAAACUGCCACAAGUUGACAUAAUGAUGAAACUAUUGGAUAAAAUCAGCGCCGAGAAAUUUAAUGACAUGAAUUUACUAACAAGUCUACAUGUUGCCCUACUUGGCUGUGAACUGCAAUGUUGCCACGAGGAAAUUGUAGAGAAAAUCCUCAAUAAAUUCCACAAUGAAAUGUCAAACACCCGCCUUAAGGACUUGGAACGUAUAUCCUUGGCUGUGGCUUUAUUUAAUAUUAGAACACCCAAAAAAACCGAAGAUUUGCUGUGCCAAAAAAUUUUAGAAUCCCUUAAGGGACGUAUUGAUGAAAUAAUGAAACAUCCCAAAUGUUUUACCAACUGUCUACAUUAUCUCACUCUAAGGGGUUUCUACGAUAAAGAAAUGUUAUCGGUUGCCUUAGAUCGAAGAUUUUUAAAACAUGCCGUUGGUUCCAGUUUAGCCAUCAGUAGAGAAAUUUUCAACUUGGAUACAUUUGUCAAGGUGAAUUUGGCAAAUGACAAUUAUGAGGGUAAUCAAUUGGCUGAUAAAUAUCGCAAAACAAUGGGUAAAAUGUUGACGCAUUAUAUACCCGAUAAUAAUCCAAAAUAUAAAUUGAAUGCCACCGAUCGAAUAUUACUGCAAAUGAAAGAAAUUACAGCUGGAUUUCUACCCCAUUGCCAGUUGAAACAUAUUUUACCAAAUUAUGAAAGAGCUGAUGUUGUGAUAUGUUAUGAUCGUGUGAAGCGAAAAUCGGUACCACUUUCUCCAGCAUGUCCGGAAGAUUAUAAUGGUAUUAUAUUGACCAGAGAACAGCUUUUAGGUGAUAAGCUGCAUGAGGAUAUUGAAACUGUUGCCUUCAUUAUUGCUGGCUGGAACAAUGUGAUACGAGGCAAGAACAGACAUACCGGAUUAUUUGAUAUGAAAUUAAAACAGUUGGAAUUAUUGGGUCAUAAAUCAGUUGUGAUAUAUUGGCAUGAAUGGCGCGAGUUAGAAACCCGUCAGGAUCGCAUUAACUUUGUUAAACGUCGUUUAUCUUCCGUUAUUAACUUGUAA